Molecule: messenger RNA, 900 nt
Organism: Funneliformis geosporum
Lineage: Eukaryota; Fungi; Glomeromycota; Glomeromycetes; Glomerales; Glomeraceae
Source: the annotation of a GenBank genome assembly
AUGACUGUUCCAUCCGACAUACAAAUCAAGUUCGCUUUACGCCCUCAUAGCGAAUUUGACAACUGUUGUUACCCCAACAAUAGAUGUUACAAAUUUUUUAGAAAUACCGACCAAGAACAUGAUCAACAAUUUACAGAGUUUUAUACUCGUUUAUACAAAAUGCCUUUUGACUCUCACGUACAAGGUUGUACCAAGGAACACACUCUCCCUGAUAAAGAUAAAUUAGAUGAAAUUAUCGACUCGGUAAUUUUAUCCGAAUUUCGAAAGGAAAUUGAGGAAAAAGUUUUGUUACAUUCGUCUCUUUAUGAACUAAUCCUUCCUGAAUUCAAAUGUCAUGGAUUGGGGUUUUAUUACAAGCCCGAAUCUGAUUAUGAAAUGUUUAAUAAAAAUUUAGAAGCUUGUUAUUAUGAAGCAUGUCCUAUGUAUGUAGAGAAUGUUGAUUCUACUAUCGAAGUUAAUUACUUGGAAAGAUGGAAUAAAGCAAGCGAACAAGAGAAAGAAAUCUUUGCAUGUAUUGCGAUGUGUGCAAAAAAAGUUUUUGAAUUCAUGUAUCCUAAUUACAAGGAAAUAGAGGAAAAUAUGAAACAAAAUAAUUCAGAAUUUAGUAUUUCAAUUGAAUUUAAUCCAAGGAGAUCAAAAUUAUUUAAAGAUGAUGAAAAAGAUAAAAGUCUUUUCGAUGAUAGAAGGGAAAUGAAUUUAAGGUCUAUUGAGAGGUGCUCAAAAUUGUUGGACAAUCUAACUGAUGAAUCCAGUAAAGGAAAAAAGGAAUUUCAGGAUCGUAAUCUUGUAACUUCUGAACAACCACCACAACCUCCUUAUCCUCAAUUAAGUUUACAUGGAUCAUGGGAACAAAUCGGAAAACGUAUCGAUAAAUCUCAUACAACAUUUUAUUUGCUAUAG